Molecule: messenger RNA, 889 nt
Organism: Tripterygium wilfordii
Lineage: Eukaryota; Viridiplantae; Streptophyta; Magnoliopsida; Celastrales; Celastraceae
Exons: 5
Coding region: 78-728 (216 amino acids)
Source: RefSeq, a predicted model, not a curated record
UCGGUGUCUCUUCGCAGUUUCUGGAAUCAACCCAUCACUUCCGUCCAAGACUCAAGAGUCUACUCUGAUUCUCUUCAAUGGCUUUCGCUCACUACUUGGUUUCUGUUCCUGUCGAGACAUCCAAACACGCAAGAACAUCGAUACUAAGUUGCUCUUCUACAGCUUCUUCUUCUUCUGCAAGAGGGCCUCUGUUUUCUUUAGACUUCUCUUUCUGUCUUCGCCGGUCCAGAGCGCUUAAGCUCUCCAUAUUUCCCAGUCCAUGCAGAAUCGGAGACAAAGCCAAGGCUCAGCCGCAAGAUUCUGAAGUCACUGCAGCUGUAGAUGCCUUAACUGGUUUCAAGCAUCUGCUUCUUCCAAUCGCAGAUCAGAACCCUUAUCUUUCUGAGGGUACAAGACAGGCAGCUUCAACAACUGCUGCUUUGGCAAAGAAAUAUGGGGCUGACAUUACAGUAGUGGUUAUUGAUGAAAAGGAGAAAGAAUCAUUGACGGAGCAUGAAACCCUACUGUCCAGCAUCCGGUGGCAUCUCUCGGAAGGUGGGUUUCAGGAAUUCAAGCUAUUAGAACGGCUUGGGGAAGGCAGCAAGCCCACGGCUAUCAUUGGUGAGGUUGCUGAUGAGCUAAAUCUGGAUUUAGUGGUGUUAAGCAUGGAAGCAAUCCAUUCUAAGCAUGUAGAUGCUAACCUGCUAGCUGAGUUCAUCCCUUGCCCUGUAUUACUUCUACCAUUAUGAAAUGUGUAACCGGUUUUAAACAAGACAAUGAUAGAACUCUCAUGCACAUUCCACUUCCUCCAAAGGAUUUUGUUAUUAGACUUGUUUAGCUUACCAUGGGUAGGCCCCUGUUUCUCAUUUACAAUCUUGGUUUUUUAGUUUAGACAAUGAAAACGGAUAAA